This is a messenger RNA of Microtus oregoni (creeping vole), 2542 nucleotides long. It is a transcript of the gene Ptcd3, whose product is annotated as pentatricopeptide repeat domain 3. Lineage: Eukaryota; Metazoa; Chordata; Mammalia; Rodentia; Cricetidae. The record is from RefSeq and is a predicted model, not a curated record. Gene Ontology annotation, cellular component: mitochondrion. Gene Ontology annotation, biological process: mitochondrial translation. Gene Ontology annotation, molecular function: ribosomal small subunit binding; rRNA binding; protein binding. The transcript has 24 exons. The coding region runs from base 1 to 2070 and encodes 689 amino acids.
AUGGCGGCGGCCCUGUCUGCUCGCUGCCUCCGUUUCCGCAGAGGUUCUGCCUUGCUGCAGACCGCUCGGGGCCCAGGUGUGUGUGAAGCGAAGCUCGGCUGCAGAUUUUAUUCUGGAAGUGAAUCCCUCCCUAAGGUUGAAGGAACAAAUGUAACAGGAAUUGAAGAAAUAGUCAUUCCAAAAAAGAAAACAUGGGAUAAAGUGGCUGUUCUUCAGGCACUUGCAACCACAGUGAACAGGGACCCCACAGCUGUACCUUAUGUCUAUCAAGAUGACCCUUACCUCAUCCCAACCUCUACUGUGGAGUCGCGUUCGUUUUUAUUGGCAAAGAAGUCUGGGGAGAAUGCAGCAAAGUUUAUUAUUAAUUCACAUCCCAAAUAUUUCCAAAAGGAUGUAGCUGAGCCUCAUAUUCCGUGCUUAAUGCCAGAGUCCUUUGAGCCUCAGAUUGAAGAUGUGAGUGAAGCCGCCCUGAGGGAACGGAUCAGACUCAGGAGAGUCAAGGCUUCUGUGGACCUCUUUGAUCAACUCUUACAAGCAGGAACCACAGUCUCUCUUGAAACAACUAAUAGUCUCUUGGAUUUAUUGUGCUACUAUGGUGACCAAGAGCCCCCAGCUGACUAUCCAUUUCAACAAAAUGAGCAUACGGAAAACUUGGAAGAGGCUACAGAGGAAAGUAAUCAGACAUCCAAGAUGAAGACUAUUCCUUGGAAAACACAAAACAAUGCUGAGAGAGUCUUUGCUCUAAUGCCAGAGAAGAAUGCACACUCCUACUGCACAAUGAUCCGAGGGAUGGUAAAGCACCGAGCUUAUGCACAGGCAUUGAACUUGUAUACUGAGUUAUUAAAUAACAGACUUCGUGCUGAUGUGUACACCUUCAAUGCACUGAUUGAAGCAAAGAUGUUUAUGCCUGAUGAGAAAUUUGAGGACAAAUGGAAUAACAUACAGGAUCUGCUGAAACAUAUGGUCGCACAGAAGGUGAAACCGAACCUGCAGACUUUCAAUGCCAUGCUGAAGAGUCUCCGGAAGUUUAACUUGCUUGGAAAGCUGCCGGCCUUACAGACAUUACGUGAAAUGAAACACAUUGGAAUAGAGCCCUCACUUGCAACAUACCAUCAUAUUAUUCAGCUCUUUUAUCAGCGAGCUAACGCUAUAAAAACACCAUCCCUCAUCAUCUAUGAUAUUAUGCAGGAAUUAGAGGGAAGGACAUUUUCCCCACAGGACCUGGAUGAUGAUAAAUUUUUUCAGUCGGCCAUGAAUGUAUGUUCAUCUCUCAGAGAUUUAGAACUUGCUUACCAAGUACAUCGUCUUUUAAAUACGGGGGACAACCGGAAAUUGAUUGGAAGUGAUCUUCAACUCAAUUUCUAUUAUUCGAAAUUUUUCAGUUUGAUUUGUUCAAUGGAACAGAUUGAUGUCACCUUGAAGUGGUAUAAGGACCUAAUACCUUCAGUCUUCUUUCCCCACUCCCAAACUUUGAUAGGGCUUCUCCAAGCAUUGGAUGUGGCCAAUAGGCUAGAAAUGGUUCCUCAGAUUUGGAAAGAUAGUAAAGAGUAUGGCCAUACUUUCCGAGAUGCCUUAAGACAAGAAAUCUUGAUGCUCAUGGCCAGGGAUAAACACCCACCAGAGCUUCAGGUGGCAUUUGCUGACUGUGCUGCUGAUAUCAAAUCCACAUAUGAAAGCCAAGAUGCCCGGCAGACUGCUCUUGAUUGGCCAGCCAACUCUCUACAGUGUAUAGCUGUCCUUUUUUUAAGAGGUGGCAGAACCCAGGAAGCAUGGAAAAUGUUGGCACUUUUCAAAAAGCAUAAUAAGAUUCCCAGAAGUGAAUUGUUGGAGGAGUUUAUGGACACUGCAAAAGCAUCUGAGAGCCCUGCUUUGGCCAUUGAGGUGGUGAAGCUGGCAAGUGCCUUCAGCUUGCCUGUUUGUGAGAGCCUUGCCCAAAGAGUAAUGACAGAUUUCACAGUCGACGAAAAACAAAAGGAAGCCCUGGGUAACCUCACUGCGUCAAACAACAGUAGCAAUGGAGACAGCAGCAGUGACAGUGACAGUGACAUCAGUGAAGACAAAAGAAAGUGAGGUGGCUCACCAUAGCUGCUGGAACGUUGGAAGUAGUAGCUAAGCAGACACAGGGCUGAAGAUGUAAACUCAGUGGUGCAGCACUAGCUAGACACAAGGCCUAGGAUUCUUCUCCAGCACCUGAGAUGCAGAUCUGGGCAGCUUUUGCCUAAACAGUGACCAGCACUAUGAGGUCUGUGCAAUGCAGUGUCUGCAGACUUCACUCCCAUUAAUCAUCAUGUUAGAGCUCACUGGCCUUUGCUGCCCACCUGCUCUGUGGUGUGCUGGCCCUUUGGCCUAGAAAUACCAGUUUAAACUGGUUCUCAUGCCGGUACAUAAUUGCUGUUGUAUUGAUCGUAUCCCAGUUUGGGGAGUACUUAAUGUGAAUAACUGUCUUAGAACCAAUUAUAUCAGAAGCAAGUAACUGGUUUUAGGUUACACAACUGGCAAAAUGAUUAAAUAAACAGUGAUUUGGUGUGUGCUUUUAUUUAAA